UCCAGGCUCUUUUCGGCCUUUGUGUUAGUUUGAAUGUUUCUGGCUCGGUCUCGGUCCGCAGCUUUUCCCCUGUUUCGGUGUUUCUUGUCUCCUCGGUGACCCUCCAGCAUGCAGCGGCUGUAGCAGCAGCAGCUCCCCGCCGACAGCUCGCUGCGUGGCGGCUUCCGGUGUCCGUCCGUCUGCGGGAGGAUGGCGUCCGGCUUCAUCCGCAUCCCCUCAACCGCCGGUCCUCCGAGCCCCAGAUAUCCCGAAGGUUGUGGAGUACAGACUGUGGACAGCAGUGAAAAUCACCGAUAAGCCAUUUGAGCUAUCUCACCUCCCUGAAAGGCUGUGUCUAAACACAGCUACAACACUCAGCUGCUGUCAGCGGGAUAUUCCUCUUACCACAUCCACCCUCCCACUUGGUUCUGAAAGUCCACUCCCUCUGCUGAGCUUUGAAUCGUUAUAUAAGAAGCGGCAGGAUGACGGAGGCGUGGCAGCAGCAGCAGCAACACGCGGUGGCUCCGCCUUCUGUUGUGCACACGCUCCCUCAGGGAGCCGAUAACCCUCUGGGCUGCGCCGUGUAUGGUGUGGUCCUGCAGCAGGACGCCUCCCUGCAGCAGCCCCAGCACGGCCAGCAGCAUGCUGUCCAAGCCCAGCAGCCCUCCCUGCAGGUAGGGGGCGAAAGAGGGCACAAGUGUGGAGCCUGCGGCCACGACAUCUCUCACCUGGCCAACCCUCAUGAACACCAGUGCAUGGUGAGCCAGGAUCGCUCCUUCCAGUGCACCCAGUGUAUGAAGAUCUUCAGCCAGGCCACCGACCUGCUGGAGCACCAGUGCGUGCAGGUGGAGCAGAAGCCGUUUGUGUGCGGCGUCUGUAAGAUGGGCUUCUCCCUCCUCACCUCGCUGGCCCAGCAUCACAACUCCCACGGCAACGGAAACAACCCCAUGAAGUGCUCCAUCUGUGAGAAAACGUACCGGCCGGGCUCUGGAAACGUCACCCCCACCUCGUCAGCUGCCAACCCCCAGCAGCCUUCCACUGGAGAGACGUCCAGUGGUGGAGCAGCCAUCAGUGCCUCGUCUCCGCCCUCGUUCGAGGCCUCUGCACCCGACCGGCCAUACAAGUGCUCAGUCUGCCAUAAGUCCUUCCGCCAUCUGUCCGAGCUGACUCGCCACGAAAGGGUGCACACUGGAGAGAAGCCGUACAAAUGUGACACGUGUGAUAAAAGCUUCAGCCAGUCCUCGCAUCUGGCUCACCACCAGCGCACGCACAGCUCCGAGCGGCCGUACAAAUGCGCCGUUUGUGAGAAGAGCUUCAAACAUCGUUCUCACCUGGUGCGUCACAUGUACGCCCAUUCUGGCGAGCACCUGUUCAAGUGCAAUUUGUGUGAGAUGCACUUUAAGGAGUCGUCGGAGCUCCUGCACCAUCAGUGCCAGCCUGAAGGAGAGAGACCGUUCCGCUGUGGCUCCUGUGGGAAGAGCUUCAAGCGUCCGUCUGACCUGCGACAGCACGAGCGCACGCACUCAGAAGAGCGGCCAUUCCAGUGCGAGGAGUGCCAGAUGAGCUUCAAGCAGCAGUACGCUCUCGUUCGCCACCGCCGCACCCAUAAAAACCCAGCCGAUCGCCCAUUUAAGUGUAACCUGUGCGAUAAAGGCUUCCUCCAGCCGUCCCACCUGCUCUACCACCAGCAGGUCCACGGGAUGGAGAGUCUGUUCAAGUGUGCGUCCUGCCAGAAGUCUUUCAGCCAAUCAGGAGAGCUGCUGCGACACAAAUGUGGCGGCGAGGUGGAGAAGCCCUACAAGUGUGACGUGUGUGGCAAAGGUUACAAAAAGAACUCGACGCUGCAGCGCCACCAGAACUCUCACUGCACAGAGAAGCCUCUCAAGUGCUCGCUGUGCGACAAGCGCUUUGUGUCCUCGUCCGAGUUCGUCCAGCACCGCUGCGACCCGACCCGAGAGAAGCCGCUGAAAUGUCCCGACUGUGAAAAGCGCUUCAGGUACUCGUCGGAGCUGCAACGCCAUCGAAGGGUCCACACCGGGGAGAAACCUUUUAAGUGCGCCAACUGCGACAAAAGCUUCAAGCAGCGCGAGCACCUGGCCAAGCACCAGAGCGUGCACUCUAGGGAGACCCAGUUCAAGUGCGUGUGGUGCGGGGAGCGCUUUGUCGACUUGGCGGCUCUGCAGGAGCACACGGUGCAGCAUACCGCUGAGGGCGAGAGUUUCCCUGAAGCUCCCUGCAUCCCAUGAACCGAGCUGCUGUUCAGUCCUGAGCAGCAAAGCUAACAUUCAGCCACAGAGCAGCGUGUGCCAGCCCGCCCCCCUUUAUGUAGAGUAUAACAUGCACACGCCAGUUACGUUAAAUGAUUUUUAGUCUGAAACUGUUCAUCCUCACCCCCUCCGAGUCAGAGCUCCUGGCUUUGUCAGGCAAAAACGCCCUGCUUUUAUUUCAAACCCAUGGGAAAAGACUUGAACAGGAUGAAAAGACGUUAAAAUGUGGGAAAUGUUGAUUUAGUUUAGUCCUGAGUGUGGGACCUUCUCUGUGCUUGCAUGUGAUCGUCUGUUUUGUGAUUCUGUUGUUGAGGAAAGAUGACGAGAACUUCCAGAAAGUUGUCAGCCGUGUGCGUGCGCUCCUCUAAAUCCAUGUGCCUUUUUUUACUGAUCGCUCACGUUGUGUUCUUUGCUUUAUUUUCAUGUCCAGUUUAGACGCUUCCACGGCGGUCGGCAGUAUCUUUCACAUGGUAGAAGUAGCCUCAUCUGUUUGUGCAUGAAUAUUUAUCUCACUUUAAUAUCACUGUUGUAUUAUAGCUUUUGCUUUAUUUAGGAAAACAUCCUAAGAAGAAGACGAAGAAGAAAAAGUGGAUUUGUGAAAAAUGUAUAGCCUGUGUCCUCUGAGAUCUGUGUUGUUGCAUCUUUGUAUUAAACGGAUGACGUCUAGGUAACUAACCCGUACCUACCAUGUCAUACAGACACUUGACAUGUGCAAUAGAACAUGCACAAUGUAAUAUUUAUGACUACUGAUUCAUGGCAUAGUCUACUCUGUUAUAUUAGAGGUUGUGUGUAUACGCUUCUGUAAAACUGUAUAGUGCUUAUGUUACCCGCUUUUGUAUUCACCAUGAAUGAGCCUGCAGGACCACGCAGGCGCGUUUAGUUUCAGUUCCACGCACAUUAUCAACAACUUUAACCCGACGACAAUUCAAAGCUUAUUGCCACAAACUAGCUGCAUUAGUUACUGAGCUAUAGGUCUAAUAAAGUAAUCUGAUUUUGUAUUUUAUUUUGAAGAAUUGGCCUUGUAACUUCCUCCUGGUCUACACAGGACGUUCAGCUGACUACGCACCUGAUGAUUUUAAACCUUAGCACAUGGGAGAGCGCAGGCAUGCAGUUACAACCGAUUUUUAUCGAGCAGCAGUCCUCAACGUGCCAACCCUCAGGACUUUCCAUCGCCUCUGAAAUAAGAAGUCACAGCCGAAAUAUCUGUGCAUUUCAUCCUCACAUGGAAUAAAACAUGACUAAACAAAAAGAGCCGUGAGAGAGUAUCAGUGCAGGAGCCGAGGAAGGACGUGCAUGCAGACAUUUGAUUUUACCCCGUUUUCGGUGAAAGAAGCUCAAACACAUUACGAGGGCAAAAGCAGAUUUGAUAUUCCAAGAUAUCGAUGAAAGUAAUUAAGGCGUACUCCACGGGAAACUGGUAAAAUAAAAUGUAUGGAUGUCUGUGUGGGGCUUCAGGCCACUUUUUCCAUCUACACACAUAGACCACCUUUGCUGCACUACACCAGCAGCUCCCAACCUUUUUUAGUGAACCCACACAUCUCAGAAAACCUAACCCUUCUAGGACCCCCAUGACAGAAAGCACGCCUCGCUGUCAAAAAUGACACAUUGAUAAAUUCCCCCAGAACAGGCCCACACACCAGGAGGCCUUCAUAUUUCUAUGAAGUCGGUUAUUUUUGGGAUUUCAGUCGAUGUAAAUCUACUUUUGAGAACCUCAGGUCAGACUAAACCUGCCCCCUCUCUAUCGGGUGGCCCAGAUCCCAGGUUAUUAACCAAUUCACUUUCCAAUUUUGCCAGAUCCCCAGACCUGCUGUUCCUGGUCAGGAUCUCUAUGGGCAGUUUUACCACGGGACAACGGGGCUUUAAGAUAAAGUCUUUACAGGUGUUCAAAUAAGGAAGUACACUUCUAAAUGACUAAAAGGGGGUCCCAAGUGAAUGGAGGACCCCUGAGUGACUAAACAAGUGGAUUACUGUGGUGAAAUAGACCAGUAAAUCUAAACGUGUGAUUGGAGUCAGAUCACCAGUAGAGAGCAUCCGUGUUUAUUUUUCUAAGACCACCUGGACCACAGACAGGUCCUGACAUUAGGAUGUGAGUCUGGUUCUGAUCCUCUAGACUGGUCUGUGUGCUAAAGGAAAGGAUGGAAUGUUUGAUGAGCUUUUUCAUUUCAAAGGCAGAGGAUGGAGUGUUGGUGAAGCUGGGGAUGUUGGGGCCAUAGUUGGCAACUUCUGGAAAAUUGGUUGGAGCUGGCUCCUCACCAGCUCCACCCACUUUUCCAGAAGUUUCCUACUUAGGAUGGUCAACACAAGGGAAAGAUGGUUGUUCUGAUCAGUUCUUUGGUACCUGAUGAAAGAUCCUUCUGGAUAGUUGAUUCUGUGAUUGAUUUCAGUUAAAUGGAGACGGACCCUUCGUUGGUCUCUGUCUGGGCCCCACAUGACUAAAACCAGCCCUUAUGAGUUCACAUUAAAUUCCCCAGACACCAGAUCUCACUAAAACUCCGGGUCAAAUGUGACUUCAGAGGAAUAACCGACACUGGAGGGUGAUUGGGAUAAUAAUCGGUUGUAACAGCCCUUUAUAGAGGGCCCAGAAUCAGGCCUCAGUUGUCUGGUGCGUAGCCGGCCCUCAGCAGAUGGAUCCAAGUAGCCUCAAAGUUCUGUGUUGGUUUAUGCCGAGCAUAAGGUGAAAAUAUUUGUGUACUUUAGUUUACUGUGUGGGUUUCUAUAUUCUGUACAAUCUUUGCAGUAUAUUUAAAGGUUUCUGGAGUUUCGAUGGUGGGUACUGGGACGUUGGAGCAGGACGGGGUGGGAGGGGCCGGUGUGUUUGUGCCAUGGUUUUCAGUCCUGAUGGAGGAGAACGAGUGUAAUGAUGAAACGUUGGAUUUACACAUAUGGAUAUCAAUAUAAACUCCUGUUCAUACU
Molecule: messenger RNA, 5159 nt
Organism: Cheilinus undulatus (humphead wrasse)
Lineage: Eukaryota; Metazoa; Chordata; Actinopteri; Labriformes; Labridae
Product: zinc finger protein 319
Exons: 2
Coding region: 462-2225 (587 amino acids)
Source: RefSeq, a predicted model, not a curated record